This is a messenger RNA of Gorilla gorilla gorilla (western lowland gorilla), 8925 nucleotides long. RefSeq names its product senataxin (gene SETX). The coding region runs from base 459 to 8579 and encodes 2706 amino acids. The transcript has 27 exons. Gene Ontology annotation, cellular component: nuclear body. NCBI's taxonomy places the organism in Eukaryota, Metazoa, Chordata, Mammalia, Primates, Hominidae. The record is from RefSeq and is a predicted model, not a curated record. Gene Ontology annotation, biological process: termination of RNA polymerase II transcription. Gene Ontology annotation, molecular function: helicase activity; transcription termination site sequence-specific DNA binding.
CGCUGGUGGCCUAGAGCGGGGCCGGGUAUGGAGGUGGGCUAGAGGCCGACGCCAGCCAGAGAGCGGUGAGGGUAGCGGCGGGCUGGAGGCCGCAGGUCGGGCGGGCGUGAGCGCAGGCGCGGCUUGUGCUUGCAGGGUCGCGUCGGGGAACCAUCGCGGCGCCUAGGUCCCGGUGGGCGGAUGGGGGAAGAGUCGGCGCGGGCUCGGCCGCUUCCCUCGGUGCGGGGGCGGGAGCACCCCUCGACGGCUGGCGGCCGCCUGUUGCCUUCCUGCGCGCUGGACCCGGCCGCUGCGACCCCCUGUCCUUCCGUUGUCCACUGCGGUCUCGUGUGAGCUGUUUUUUGAAAUGUUCUUUUGGGGCCAGAGUCUGGGCAUAUAUGAAUGCAAAUCCGUGUUUGUUCACAACUAAGCCCAGCUGAGACGAUCACUUUUCUGUAGGCCAUUUGUCCAGGUACAGAAUGAGCACAUGUUGUUGGUGUACGCCAGGUGGUGCUUCCACCAUUGACUUCCUAAAGCGCUAUGCUUCCAACACUCCCUCCGGUGAAUUUCAAACAGCUGACGAAGACCUCUGCUACUGCUUGGAGUGUGUGGCUGAGUACCACAAAGCAAGAGAUGAAUUGCCGUUCUUGCAUGAGGUUUUAUGGGAAUUAGAAACCUUACGUCUCAUAAAUCACUUUGAAAAAUCCAUGAAGGCAGAAAUUGGAGAUGAUGAUGAGUUAUAUAUAGUAGACAACAAUGGAGAGAUGCCACUGUUUGACAUCACUGGGCAAGACUUUGAAAAUAAGCUUCGAGUUCCUCUUCUUGAAAUACUGAAAUAUCCUUACUUGCUUCUACAUGAACGUGUUAACGAGUUAUGUGUUGAAGCACUUUGUCGGAUGGAACAAGCCAAUUGCUCCUUUCAGGUGUUUGACAAACAUCCAGGGAUCUAUUUGUUUUUAGUCCAUCCCAAUGAAAUGGUUCGGCGUUGGGCUAUCUUGACUGCAAGAAACUUGGGGAAAGUGGACAGAGAUGAUUAUUAUGACUUACAAGAAGUUUUACUUUGCCUUUUUAAAGUCAUUGAGUUGGGGCUUUUAGAGAGUCCAGACAUUUAUACUUCUUCUGUCCUAGAGAAGGGUAAACUGAUUCUUCUGCCCUCACACAUGUAUGAUACUACCAACUACAAAAGCUAUUGGUUAGGUAUUUGCAUGUUGCUGACCAUUCUUGAGGAACAAGCCAUGGAUUCCCUGUUGUUGGGCUCAGACAAACAAAAUGAUUUUAUGCAAUCGAUACUUCACACUAUGGAGAGGGAAGCAGAUGAUGAUAGUGUGGAUCCUUUCUGGCCAGCGUUACACUGUUUUAUGGUGAUUCUGGAUCGGCUUGGAUCUAAGGUCUGGGGUCAACUUAUGGAUCCUAUUGUGGCAUUUCAAACCAUUAUCAACAACGCAAGCUACAAUAGAGAGAUCCGACAUAUACGGAACAGCUCUGUAAGGACCAAGUUAGAACCGGAGUCCUAUUUGGAUGAUAUGGUGACUUGCAGCCAGAUUGUAUACAAUUAUAAUCCUGAAAAGACCAAAAAGGAUUCUGGAUGGAGAACAGCCAUUUGCCCAGAUUAUUGUCCUAACAUGUAUGAAGAAAUGGAAACAUUAGCCAGUGUACUUCAGUCAGAUAUUGGUCAAGACAUGCGUGUUCAUAACAGCACAUUUCUGUGGUUCAUCCCUUUUGUCCAGUCCCUCAUGGAUCUUAAGGAUUUGGGUGUGGCUUACAUAGCACAGGUUGUUAAUCAUCUGUACUCUGAAGUCAAAGAAGUCCUCAACCAAACAGAUGCUGUGUGUGACAAAGUCACUGAAUUUUUUCUUCUAAUUUUGGUAUCAGUGAUUGAACUGCAUAGAAAUAAAAAAUGUUUGCAUUUGCUGUGGGUAAGUUCCCAGCAAUGGGUGGAAGCCGUCGUUAAAUGUGCCAAACUUCCUACCACUGCGUUUACACGGAGUUCUGAGAAAUCAUCUGGAAAUUGCUCCAAAGGAACAGCAAUGAUAUCAUCACUGUCGUUGCAUUCCAUGCCAUCUAACUCUGUACAACUUGCUUAUGUGCAGCUGAUUAGAAGUCUCCUUAAAGAAGGUUAUCAGCUUGGGCAGCAGUCUCUUUGCAAGCGAUUCUGGGAUAAGCUCAACUUAUUCCUUAGAGGAAAUUUAUCUCUAGGUUGGCAGUUGACUAGUCAGGAAACCCAUGAGCUACAAACUUGCUUAAAGCAAAUUAUUAGAAACAUAAAAUUCAAAGCACCUCCAUGUAACACUUUUGUGGAUCUGACUUCUGCAUGUAAAAUCUCUCCUGCAUCUUAUAAUAAAGAAGAAAGUGAACAAAUGGGGAAGACGUCUAGAAAAGAUAUGCAUUGUUUGGAAGCUUCCAGCCCAACAUUUUCUAAAGAACCAAUGAAAGUGCAAGACAGUGUAUUGAUCAAAGCAGAUAACACUAUAGAAAGUGACAAUAAUGAGCAAAAUUAUAUAAAGGAUGUGAAACUAGAAGACCAUCUCUUAGCUGGGUCAUGCUUAAAGCAGAGUAGUAAAAACAUUUUUACUGAAAGAGCUGAAGAUCAAAUUAAAAUAAGUACAAGGAAGCAGAAGUCUGUAAAAGAGAUCUCUUCAUAUACACCAAAGGAUUGUACUUCAAUAAAUGGUCCAGAAAGGGGAUGUGACAGAGGAAUAAUAGUAUCAACACGUUUGUUGACUGAUUCUAGCACUGAUGCUUUGGAAAAAGUGUCCACAUCAAAUGAAGAUUUCUCUUUAAAGGAUGAUGCUCUUGCUAAAACCUCAAAACGAAAAACUAAGGUACAGAAAGAUGAAAUCUGUGCAAAGUUAUCACAUGUAAUAAAGAAGCAACACAGGAAGAGUACUUUGGUCGAUAAUACUAUCAAUUUAGAUGAAAAUUUGACUGUAUCUAACAUUGAGAGUUUCUGUUCAAGGAAAGACACAGGAGUUCAGAAAGGAGAUGGUUUCAUACACAAUCUUUCUUUAGACCCUAGUGGUGUUCUGGAUGAUAAGAAUGGAGAACAAAAAUCUCAAAACAAUGUAUUGCCAAAAGAGAAACAAUUAAAGAAUGAAGAAUUAGAUAUUUUCUCUUCCCGUGAAAACAAUUGUAAAAUACAGGAAUUUCAUGUUGAUGAUAAAGAAUUGAUCCCUUUUACAGAAAUGACCAAUACUUCAGAGAAGAAAUCAUCUCCCUUUAAAGAUCUUAUGACUGUACCUGAAUCAAGAGAUGAGGAGAUGAGUAAUAGUACCAGUGUGAUUUAUUCUAACUUGACAAGAGAACAGGCCCCUGACAUCAGUCCUAAAUCUGACACCUUAACGGAUUCUCAGAUAGACAGAGACCUUCACAAAUUAUCUUUACUAGCUCAAGCCAGUGUUAUUACGUUCCCAUCCGAUUCACCUCAGAACUCAUCGCAGCUGCAAAGGAAAGUAAAAGAAGAUAAAAGAUGUUUCACAGCUAACCAAAAUAAUGUUGGAGAUACCUCCCGUGGACAGGUUAUUAUUAUUUCAGAUUCUGAUGAUGAUGAUGAUGAAAGAAUCCUGAGUCUUGAGAAACUCACUAAACAGGACAAAAUAUGCCUUGAGAGAGAACGUCCAGAGCAGCACGUUUCAACAGUUAAUAGUAAGGAGGAAAAGAAUCCAGUAAAGGAAGAAAAGACAGAGACUCUUUUUCAGUUUGAGGAAUCUGAUUCUCAGUGUUUUGAGUUUGAAAGUUCAUCUGAAGUGUUUUCAGUUUGGCAAGAUCAUCCAGACGAUAAUAAUUCAGUUCAAGAUGGUGAGAAAAAAUGUUUGGCUCCUAUAGCCAAUACCACAAAUGGUCAGGGUUGUACAGAUUAUGUAUCUGAAGUUGUUAAAAAAGGAGCAGGGGGCACUGGAGAACACACAAGACCACGGAGUAUUUCUGUUGAAGAAUUUUGUGAAAUUGAAGUAAAAAAGCCUAAGAGAAAACGAUCUGAAAAACCAAUGGCUGAAGAUGCUGUGAGGCCUUCAUCUUCUGUCAGAAAUGAGGGCCAGUCUGAUACUAAUAAGAGAGAUCUUGUGGGAAAUGAUUUUAAAAGUAUAGAUAGAAGGACUUCAACUCCCAAUUCACGUAUUCAGAGAGCCACUACGGUUUCACAAAAGAAGUCUUCAAAGCUUUGUACUUGUACAGAACCCAUCAGGAAAGUUCCAGUUUCUAAGACCCUUAAGAAAACUCAUUCAGAUGCCAAAAAAGGACAGAAUAGAAGUUCAAAUUACCUAAGUUGUAGAACAACUCCUGCUAUAGUGCCGCCAAAGAAAUUUCGUCAGUGUCCUGAGCCAACUUCAACAGCUGAGAAACUUGGCCUGAAAAAGGGUCCUCGUAAGGCAUAUGAGUUGUCCCAGCGGUCUUUGGAUUAUGUAGCUCAAUUACGUGAUCAUGGCAAAACUGUUGGAGUAGUUGAUACCCGAAGAAAGACUAAAUUAAUUUCUCCUCAGAACCUGUCUGUCAGAAAUAAUAAGAAACUUCUGACUAGUCAAGAACUUCAGAUGCAAAGGCAGAUCAGACCCAAAUCACAAAAAAAUAGACAAAGACUUGCUGAUUGUGAAAGUACAGAUGUUAAAAGAGCAGGGUCACAUACAGCACAGAAUUCUGACAUAUUUGUACCAGAAUCUGAUAGGUCAGAUUAUAAUUGUACAGGAGGAACUGAGGUACUCGCCACCAGUAACAGAAAACAGUUAAUAAAAUGCAUGCUGUCUGAACCAGAAACCAUAAAAGCAAAACAUGGGUCUCCAGCAACUGAUAAUGCUUGCUCUUUGAACCAGUGUGAUUCUGUAGUGUUAAAUGGAACAAUACCAACAAAUGAAGUAAUUGUCUCUACUUCAGAGGACCCUCUGGGUGGAGGUGAUCCAACAGCACGUCAUAUAGAGAUGGCAACUUUGAAAGAGGGAGAGCCUGACUCCAGCAGUGAUGCAGAGGAAGACAACUUAUUUUUAACCCAAAAUGAUCCUGAAGAUAUGGAUUUAUGUUCACAAAUGGAGAAUGACAAUUAUAAACUCAUUGAACUAAUUCAUGGAAAAGAUACAGUUGAGGUUGAAGAAGAUUCUGUAAGUCGGCCUCAGUUGGAAUCUUUGAGUGGCACAAAGUGUAAGUACAAAGAUUGUCUUGAAACCACAAAAAACCAGGGUGAAUACUGCCCAAAACACUCUGAAGUGAAAGCAGCAGAUGAAGAUGUAUUUCGUAAACCUGGCUUGCCUCCUCCUGCAUCUAAACCUUUGAGACGUACCACUAAGAUUUUUAGCUCAAAGAGUACUUCACGAAUUGCUGGUCUUUCUAAAUCUUUGGAAACUUCUUCAGCACUUUCACCGUCUCUAAAAAAUAAGUCAAAGGGGAUACAGUCGAUUUUGAAAGUACCACAGCCAGUUCCCCUCAUAGCUCAGAAGCCAGUUGGUGAAAUGAAGAAUUCGUGCAAUGUUCUUCAUCCUCAGUCUCCGAAUAAUUCCAACAGGCAAGGUUGCAAAGUUCCAUUUGGUGAAAGCAAAUAUUUUCCAUCUUCCUCUCCAGUAAACAUUCUUUUGUCAUCACAGUCUGUCUCUGACACCUUCGUUAAAGAGGUCUUAAAAUGGAAAUAUGAAAUGUUUUUGAACUUUGGUCAGUGUGGGCCCCCUGCAAGUCUUUGUCAGUCCAUCUCAAGACCUGUGCCUGUCAGAUUUCACAAUUAUGGAGAUUAUUUUAAUGUUUUUUUCCCUUUGAUGGUAUUGAAUACUUUUGAAACAGUGGCACAGGAAUGGCUCAACUCUCCAAAUAGAGAGAAUUUCUAUCAGUUGCAAGUACGAAAAUUUCCUGCCGAUUAUAUAAAAUACUGGGAGUUUGCAGUUUAUCUGGAAGAAUGUGAACUGGCUAAACAGCUUUAUCCAAAGGAAAACGAUUUGGUGUUUUUAGCUCCUGAGAGAAUAAAUGAAGAGAAGAAAGAUACAGAGAGAAAUGACAUACAAGAUCUCCAUGAAUAUCAUUCUGGUUAUGUUCAUAAAUUUCGCCGCACUUCAGUCAUGCGUAAUGGGAAAGCUGAGUGUUACCUUUCCAUCCAGACUCAAGAGAACUUUCCGGCCAAUUUAAACGAACUUGUGAAUUGUAUUGUAAUCAGUUCUCUGGUAACUACACAAAGGAAGUUGAAAGCCAUGUCUCUGUUGGGUAGUCGGAACCAACUGGCUAGAGCUGUUCUGAAUCCAAACCCUAUGGACUUCUGUACAAAAGACUUACUGACUACAACAUCUGAGAGAAUUAUUGCGUACUUAAGAGAUUUCAAUGAAGACCAAAAGAAAGCAAUAGAAACUGCAUAUGCUAUGGUGAAACACUCACCAUCAGUUGCCAAAAUCUGCUUGAUUCAUGGACCACCUGGAACAGGAAAAUCAAAAACUAUUGUUGGCCUCCUCUAUCGUCUACUGACAGAGAACCAGAGGAAGGGGCAUUCAGACGAAAACUCCAAUGCCAAAAUCAAACAAAACCGUGUCCUUGUGUGUGCACCUUCCAAUGCAGCUGUUGAUGAACUCAUGAAAAAAAUUAUCCUUGAAUUCAAAGAAAAAUGUAAAGACAAGAAGAAUCCUUUAGGAAACUGUGGAGAUAUAAAUUUAGUACGACUGGGUCCAGAAAAGUCUAUUAAUAGUGAGGUUCUAAAGUUCAGUUUGGACAGCCAAGUAAACCACAGAAUGAAAAAAGAGUUACCUUCUCAUGUUCAGGCGAUGCAUAAAAGAAAGGAAUUUCUAGAUUAUCAGCUGGAUGAGCUUUCCCGGCAGCGAGCUCUAUGCCGAGGUGGACGGGAAAUACAGAGGCAAGAAUUAGAUGAAAACAUUUCCAAAGUUUCUAAGGAAAGGCAGGAACUUGCUUCUAAAAUUAAAGAGGUUCAAGGACGCCCACAGAAAACACAGAGUAUCAUCAUCUUAGAGUCCCAUAUCAUCUGCUGCACGUUGAGCACAAGUGGUGGUUUACUACUUGAGUCUGCUUUCCGUGGGCAAGGGGGUGUCCCCUUCAGCUGUGUCAUUGUUGAUGAGGCUGGACAGUCUUGUGAAAUUGAGACUCUUACUCCACUCAUCCAUCGCUGCAAUAAGCUCAUCCUAGUAGGAGAUCCUAAGCAGCUCCCUCCCACAGUCAUCUCUAUGAAAGCACAGGAGUAUGGCUAUGACCAGUCAAUGAUGGCUCGCUUCUGCAGACUGCUGGAAGAGAAUGUAGAACACAACAUGAUCAGCAGGCUGCCCAUUCUACAGCUCACUGUUCAGUACAGGAUGCAUCCAGACAUAUGCCUCUUCCCUUCUAAUUAUGUUUAUAACAGAAACUUAAAAACAAAUAGACAGACAGAAGCCAUUCGAUGUUCAUCAGACUGGCCAUUUCAGCCAUACCUUGUGUUUGAUGUUGGAGAUGGUUCAGAAAGACGGGAUAAUGACUCAUAUAUAAAUGUUCAAGAAAUAAAACUGGUGAUGGAAAUAAUUAAGCUUAUUAAAGACAAAAGAAAGGAUGUUAGUUUUCGAAACAUUGGCAUAAUAACUCAUUACAAGGCCCAGAAGACGAUGAUUCAGAAGGAUUUGGACAAAGAGUUCGAUAGAAAAGGACCAGCAGAAGUAGAUACUGUGGAUGCAUUCCAGGGUCGGCAGAAGGAUUGUGUUAUUGUUACAUGUGUCAGAGCAAAUAGCAUGCAAGGUUCAAUUGGAUUCCUGGCAAGUUUGCAGAGAUUGAAUGUCACCAUCACACGAGCCAAGUACAGCCUUUUCAUCCUCGGACAUUUGAGGACCCUGAUGCAACUUCUUCCUAGGAGCUUUUGUGUACACGUGAACCAUUCGCCUUUUUUCAGCCCAGAACCCAAGUAUCUGCACUGGGCUCUCAAGGAAAACCAGCAUUGGAAUCAGCUGAUUCAGGAUGCUCAGAAGCGUGGUGCCAUUAUUAAGACCUGUGACAAAAACUAUAGACAUGAUGCAGUGAAGAUUCUGAAACUCAAGCCUGUGCUGCAGAGAAGUCUCACUCACCCUCCUACCAUAGCCCCAGAGGGGUCCAGACCCCAGGGUGGUUUGCCCAGCAGCAAGCUAGACAGUGGAUUUGCCAAGACAUCUGUUGCUGCUUCUCUAUACCAUACACCCUCUGACUCCAAGGAAAUUACUGUUACUGUUACUUCAAAGGACCCUGAAAGACCUCCUGUUCAUGACCAACUUCAGGACCCACGACUGCUGAAGAGGAUGGGCAUUGAGGUCAAAGGAGGAAUAUUCCUUUGGGAUCCACAACCCUCGAGCCCCCAGCAUCCUGGAGCAACACCUCCUACGGGCGAGCCGGGCUUCCCUGUCGUUCACCAGGACCUGAGCCAUGUACAGCAGCCCGCUGCUGUAGUGGCUGCUCUGAGCAGCCACAAACCUCCCGUGCGGGGCGAACCUCCAGCUGCCAGUCCCGAGGCUUCCACAUGUCAGAGCAAAUGUGAUGACCCGGAAGAGGAGCUCUGUCACAGGAGAGAGGCCAGGGCUUUCAGUGAAGGGGAGCAGGAGAAGUGUGGUUCCGAGAGCCAUCACACCAGGAGGAACUCUAGGUGGGACAAGAGGACACUGGAGCAGGACGACAGCAGUUCCAAGAAAAGAAAGCUUUUAUAGGAAAGCCCAGUGACAUGGGCCAGCAGCCACAGCAUAUUGUAAACUGAAGAUGACCAGCUCGUGGGACCAUCUAGAUAAGCUUGUUUUUUGUAAGGAGUUUGUGUGCUGUUGGAAAACAUGGAAAAUGCAUCCUUAACACCUGAGCCUCUGGUCAUCUUCAGUAUUUUCUGUCAUUUGCAAAAGCUUUCAGAGGGCAUUGUGUAUCCGUAAUAAUGUCCUUGAAGUCAGAGACUGGAAAUGUUGAUCUCUUAGUCUUCUAUAGACAAGGAGGUCAGACUGGAGUGAAUAUUGUAAAAGUUGAAAUGUAUAUUUGUAUAGCAAAUAACAAAAUCCUUUUAAAAUUUAA